Messenger RNA from Perkinsus marinus ATCC 50983, 282 nucleotides. RefSeq lists its product as hypothetical. The transcript has 4 exons. Bases 1 to 282 code for a protein of 93 amino acids. NCBI's taxonomy places the organism in Eukaryota, Perkinsozoa, Perkinsida, Perkinsidae. The record is from RefSeq and is a predicted model, not a curated record.
AUGAGUAAAUACCAAGGUUCAAAUUGCCAUGAACAUUCCGUUGAAUGCGAAUCCUGCAUCGUGCGAACUCAGUGUGAAUUCGAUGAGAAACCAUUUGUGAGGUUCGGCAGCGCCGAGAGCUACCCGCCGGUGAGAAAGGAGACAAUCGAUAACAAGACGAUGACACUAAAUUGCUAUUAUAGGACUUCUAGACCGGGCGAUCCAAACCAUGCAGCUCUGAACGUCAAGGUCACCGAUACUCACGGUCGCUUACUCCCAAGGGGUAUAGUCCUGACAUUGUAA